AUGGACAAAGCCAAUUUCUCAGAAGCUACAACUUCUAAGCAACCAAAAGAUUUGCCUUAUGAUGGGGAUUUCUCCCAAACUAAGAUAUACAAUGAUUAUAAUUUUACCUCAAAAAAUGACAUCCUUGAUGUCUCAAAUCAAAUUAGUUUAACAGUAGAUGACCCUCAAGGAAAGGCUACAUAUAAAGGGACUUGCAGAAAUGCAGACAUAAUCAUGACUCUGGGUAAAAUGACUAAAACUGUUAUCAACAAAAACCAUGAUACAGAGAAGCAAUCUAUCACAAAUCUUGACAUUCUGACUAAUGAAAGAGACCCUUCAAAGUCAAACAUUUCUGAUAUUUUACUCCAUCACCUUUCCAAUGAGGAAUUCUUAAAAGGUCAAGGCAUUAACUGUGAAACUCUCCCAGAGAUUGCUGAUGCUGACAGUUCUGAUGAAGCUAUUAUUAAAAACAUUAUUUUGUGCCAUGUUAAGAAUUCUUGGCCAAAAGAACAAACCCCAGAACUCACAGACCAACUGAGCCCCAAAAGGGAUGGUGAACACAGCAAUGUGCCCUGUUGUUCUCUAACUAUGACAGAAGAAAACACCUCUGAUAUACAGGCUGCUGGAGAGAGCAGCCAUCAAGAAACUUUAAAUUUUCUAACUAAAAUCAGGAGUCCACAUGAUAAACCAAAAAGUUGCCAAGGGCAGCCACCCCAGAAACUGCAGACUGAAAAAGCAGUUUCAGGCAAUGGGUUCAAACAUGGCCAUGGUCAGGUUCUUUACCAGCUAUCUGAUUUCUCUAAGGUUGCACCCAAAGUGAAAAACCCUAAAAACAACAUAAUUAAUAAACCCCUUACAAUAGAUAAACAAGCCAGCUUUUCUCCUAAAUUGAGAGAUAAGUCAGUUAUUGUACAAGAUAUUUUAGAAAGCAUGUCUAGGUCAAACUGUAUUGAAAAACAAGAACAGAAAAGGAAAAGUGCUGAAUCUUCACAACAGGUAGAGAUGGAACCCACAAUACAUAUUCACCAAGAAUAUCUCACAGGAAUAGAAUCUGAGGCCAGUCUCUUUAAGGUGUCAUCAACCUCUCAGAAAGACCCUUCCCCAAGUUCUUCGUACAUAUUUCAAAAGAUAACCCGAGGGAAACAGAUGUGCCAGAAGUUAAAAGAACAGACUGAUCAACUGAAGAUUAAAGUACAAGAAUUUUCCAAAAGCAUAGCACAGGAUGCUCCCUAUCAUUUGCAAGACAAGAAACUGGUCCUGGAGAAGCUACAGGGACACCUUGAACUGCUGGAGCAGGAGUUUCUGGACAACAAGGAGAAGCAUCUGACUUUGAAGCAGGUUCACAGGCAUGAAUCCCCAGCUGUCGGUGACUUUGAUCCAGAAAGAGAAGUGGAAGGUGAAAUCUUCAAGUUGGAGAUGCUACUUGAAGAUGUUAAAGAGAAAAUUAAUAAGGGCAAAUGUACGUCAGCCGUCUCUCUUCCCGUGAGUUCUCCAAUCAUCCCGGAUGACUUGGCAUCCACAACCUCUCCACCCUCAAAUGAGAGACACUCGCCUGAGGUAUCUGCUCUAGAUCAGGCCUUCUGCAACUGCAGUGUGCCUUGGAAUCGUGUGCAAGUCUUACUGUACAAAGGCUUUGAUUCAGUGGGUCUGAGCCGGCCCCCCCAGAUAGGCCCCCCCCAGCCAGGCCGCCCCCUCCCAGCCAGGCGGUCCCCCCCCGUGGCCGCCCCCACAGUGGCCGCCCCCCGCCAGGCCCGAGCGCGCAGCCAGGAGGUUGGAGCAAGGAGUCAGUCGGCAGGCCCAGGGUGCGGGCGGCAGGCCCGAGGACCCUCCCGGCCCCGGCCCCGUCCCGGGCCUCGUCCCCGGCCCCGUCUCCGUCCCCGUCCCCGGCCCCGGCCCCAUGGAGUGUGCUUUGCGGUGCAGGAGCAGCCGGAGCGCAGCGCGGGGAGGCAGGACCGGGCGGAGCCGAGCAGCCCCGGCCGUGCGGGUGGACGCCGGGCCCUGGAACGGAAGGAAAACAUGGAGAAGAAAGGGCACAGAAGGAUCAACAGUGGAAGGUGUCCCACUGCCAUUCAAGAAGAGGCGCUGCGUGCAGAUUCUGUUGUCAGUUCUGAUACCAGCCCCAGCUGCCAUCCUGCUUCCAGGACUGGAUUGCAGAGUAAUAAAUGUGAGAACUAUGGCACUGAGAAUCAUAAUUCCAGAAGAGUCUGUAGCAAAGAGCCACUCGAAGAAUUUCAUUAUAAGUACAACAGCCCAGGAGAGAAUUACUUAAAUCCUAACGAAAGAAGUGCCUUUGUCAAGCUCUGCUUUUUAAAUGACAAUAAAAAUUCUUCACCUUCUUGUUCAAAACCAGAAUGGAUCUGUUCCCAGACAUCGAUUCCAAAAUCCUCUCAUGAUGAACAUGAGACCAUACCAGGAAAAAAGAAUCUUAGGGUUUUCAUGACCUACAAUUCAGACCUUGCUACACCCUCACUCCAUUUCUACUCCUGCAGGAUUUCUGGAAGCAAAUCCUUAAGAAACUUUGGCAGUACCAAAGAAACAAAAUCUGAGAUAUUAAACUCAUCUUUGGAUCAUGCCCUAAGGACAGCAACCAUUUUGAAAGAAACUACUGAUCGAAUGAUUAGAACUAUUGCAGAAGAUCUUGCCAAAGCACAGAGAUGGAGGAAGCAAAUGAAAUACUAGUUCGACCCAAGGCAACUGAGGACUUAAAAAAAAGAAAAAUGCUAAGAAAACUUGAUCUUCCCCCCAAAAGUAUCUUACUAUACAAUUUAGGAAGGUGACUUUUAGAGAAAAUACCAAAACCAUAUGAAAUGGGGGGCACCAAGUGCUUAAAAGGAAAAAAAAAAUGGACCCUUGAUUCUUAAAAUUAAUAUUUAUUUUAAAAUAAAUAUGUUUUUCCUAACUCAUAA
This is a messenger RNA of Nyctereutes procyonoides (raccoon dog), 2885 nucleotides long. It is a transcript of the gene AKNAD1, whose product is annotated as AKNA domain containing 1. Bases 1 to 2658 code for a protein of 885 amino acids. The transcript has 14 exons. The record is from RefSeq and is a predicted model, not a curated record. NCBI's taxonomy places the organism in Eukaryota, Metazoa, Chordata, Mammalia, Carnivora, Canidae.